Molecule: messenger RNA, 3391 nt
Organism: Formica exsecta
Lineage: Eukaryota; Metazoa; Arthropoda; Insecta; Hymenoptera; Formicidae
Product: DNA polymerase theta-like
Exons: 8
Biological process (GO): double-strand break repair via alternative nonhomologous end joining; DNA-templated DNA replication
Molecular function (GO): nucleic acid binding; DNA-directed DNA polymerase activity
Source: RefSeq, a predicted model, not a curated record
UAUUAAUUUAUAUAAUCUUACUACCAUGCACAGAUUACAAACCACAGAACGAGAAUCCAGGUGGAUAGCAACGCCGCUUGGAAAAGCGUGUUUGGCUGCAUCUAUACCUCCCAGAGAGGGAUUAUUUCUAUUCGAGGAAUUACAGAAAGCAAGAAGAUGUUUCGUUUUGGACACAGAAUUACACGUGAUAUAUUUAGUAACUCCACUCUCUGCUGGAUGUCAGAUUGGAACUGUCGAUUGGAUGAUGUUCCACGAAUUGUGGAAUACCAUGUCGGAAAGCGAGCGCAGAGUCGGAAAACUUAUUGGAGUAGAAGAACGUUUUGUCAUGUCAGCCAUAAGAGGAGUCAUUAAACCUGGAAAAUCGUUAAAUGUACAUAGAAGAUUCUACAGUGCAUUGGCAUUACAUGAUUUAGUUAAAGAAGUUCCACUUCAUGUAGUUUGUAAAAAAUACGGAUGUUGUCGUGGAGUAUUACAAACCUUACAACAGUCUGCUGCUACAUAUGCAGGUAUGGUCACACAAUUUUGUAAGCAAUUAGGUUGGGACUGCAUGGAAUUAUUAGUGAGCCAGUUUCAAACAAGAUUGCAAUUUGGGGUCUGUAGAGAAUUGUUAGAUUUAUUGCGUCUGCCAAUGUUAAACGGUUUGCGAGCAAGAAGCCUGUAUAAACAAGGAAUAACAUGUGUAGCGGACUUGGCUGUUGCUAAUGAACUUAACGUCGAACGCGCGCUCUAUAAAGCUCUCCCUUUUGAAAGUGAAAAAGAAUACGAAGGAGAAUAUGCGUUUGAAGCGGAAAAAAGAAAUAAAAUGAGAACAGUGUUUGUCACUGGAAGAGAUGGUCUCACACCACAACAAGCUGCAGUUUUAUUAGUUCAAGAAGCAAGGUUGCUAGUUCAGAAAGAAUUAGGACUCGAGCAACUGCCAUGGGAGCAGAACGAGCGAUCUCAGAUAAAUACAUAUGUAGAAGAUGUUGAAGGUACAUCUGACAUAAAAGAAGAAAUUCAGACGGAAAUGGAUAUAAAAAAUUCGGAAUCUACGAAGAUGGAAACAUCCAUAGUAAAGGACUCAAAAUGUGAAAAGCCUGUAAGUAACGAAAAUCAAAAGAAUGACAAUUCGAAACUUUAUAUUUCUGAAAAACCUGGUGGAAGUAAUAUGUCCGACAAAAAGAAAAUGAUUGAAUCAAAUAAUCAGCAUUUAAAUGAAGCAAUUUUAUCACCUAAAUUCUCGGAAGACGAGAAAGAUGCGUCUACCUUCCUCGAUAUAAGCAUUCCCGAUAUAGUAGCCAACAAUGAACAACUAAAUACUCCUAAAAAAAAGAAAAAUUCUUUCACAACUGAUAAUAGCAUUAACAUGAAGAGAAAUAGCAAAAAUUUAGAAAAAUCCAAUCUGAAUGUUAAUGAUAUACUUAACAAAAAAUCAAGAACUUCCAGUUUGAAUAAUAUAAAAAGUAAUGACGAAAAUUUAACAGACAAAAACGUAAAAGUAUCAAUUAUAGAUCAAGACGUUAAAUCGUCGUAUUCGAAGAGUCCCAGUUUGUUCGAUGAUAGCUUGAAUCUCGACACCCAAAUCUGCGACCUUCUUGAACAAAAUGUUAUGGAUAUCGCGCGUUUGCCGGAAUUAGAUUCCAAAAUGUUUGCAAGCGAUUUGGAUCUCGUCACAUUACAGAAAAAAAUUGCAAGUCCAGAUGUCAGCAAUGCGCACUUGCAAGGAGAAAAUAACGCGAAAAAUGUAAACGCAGCGCUCAUACAAACGAGAAACAGCAUAUUGUCAUGGGAUGACGAUUCAUGGAAUAAUUCCGAACGAUUGCUAAAGCAGAUAGUCCAGGCAAAUAGUGAUCAAAAUAACAAGGAAAUCUCUAAACCAAAAAUUAAAAAUAUCGUGAAUACAAGUGUAUCUAUUACGCCAAAAAAUACAAAAACUUGCACGCUAAACGAUAAAGAAAUUGUGCAUAAAACGGAUAUUAAGAAACGUGCUGCUGUAAUUAAAGAAAAAGUGCCGCGAAAACCUAAAUUGCCAAAAAUAGCGAAAGUAGAAUCUCCCAUAACAAACAUAAUCGUUUAUAGGAACGAAAGGAGAAUGUCUGUAGAGUCAAAUGAUUCGGAUGAUAUCAUCGUCGGUUCGCAGCACUUUGAAUCUCCUUUCAGCGAUAAUAAAAAUCGAACAAGAACAAAAUUGGAGAAAAUACGAAAAAUGCGUUCCCAAAAACUUGCCGAGAACACAAUAACGGAAAUAAAUAAUCGUUUAAACUCUCCUAUAAAAGCAAUAUCGAGUGACACGGCAGAUAAUAAAACGAAGCAGAAAGUGAAGCCAAAAUUGAAGGAAAUUUUGGAACGGAAUUUGUUACUCACUACAAAUUGCAAUAUAGAUAGCGUUAUAUAUAAUUCCGAAGAUGAGACGACGCUGACAUCGGUCUUUAAGACGAAACAUGAAACGCAAUCAAAUAUACUGAAUAAAAACAUAAAAUCCAAGAUAGAAGUCGCAUUACCUGAUAACAAAACAGAUUUGCCAAGCGAAACGGUAGAUUGGAACAUAUUAAAUAUUAUAAAAGUUGCGGACAAUAGAGUGACUUUUAAUCUGUUCAAACGCGAAGUAUUAAAGAAGCGAAAUAUCGCAUUAGCUUUACAUUGCGAUAAUUUCAUGGAUAAUAUAAAUAGCAUAGGUUCGAAGAUUUGUACUUCCAACACAGAGAGAAAACGGAAGUCCAGAAGAUCUGGGAAUUAUACGCACAGAAAUAUGGAAAUACGCGGUGUUGCGAUAUCCUGGGAAAGCAAUAUUGCAUAUUAUAUCUCGUUCAGUAAUUCAUCAGAAUCGAAGGUCUCUGGAAAAGAACAAAUGGCUCUAUUGAAGGAAUUAUUUGCCGAUACAGCUUUGUAUAUGCGAUGCUUUGCGAUAAAGGAUAUAUAUAAACUUUUAUAUCAAUGUUGUGGAAUCUCUGCCAAAUGUAGAUUUCUGGAUCCAAUAAUUGCACAUUGGUUAUGCACUAAUGAUUCCGAAAGAAAUUUCAGUGAAAUGGUAACGCAAUACUUUCCCCAAGGAAAUUUCAUAAUGAAGCGCACAAAUUCUUACUACAAUGCGGGUCCCGGGAUGGAUGUGCGAAGUUCUUUACCGGGCGAAUUUAGAUCAGCAGCAGAAGCUGUACUAACAUGGCACAUGAUGGACAAUGUCAUGAGUAAAUUAGAGGAACUUAAUCCUGUUUUACUUUAUACAUUUAGAGAGGUAGAAAUGAGAACCGUAACAAUUUUAGCUUGUAUGGAAUUAUCGGGUAUUGGCAUAAAUCUAAAAUCGUUACAAGAACUAUCAUUGGUUACUUUAAACGAAAUGCAAUCUUUAGAAACAAAAGCUUACGAUUUAGCAGGUAGAAAAUUUAAUUUGUCAUCAUCUAAAGAAGUUGGCCAG